GUGUCCAGCACGCGCCCGGGAUGACGCAACGAACUGAUGGCGGCGCUUCGUCACUUCGGCAAUCUUCGUGACGAGUUCGAGUCUCACCGCGUUUGGAAAAUCCCUGCGCAGAUACAUAAAAGAGCAAAGUGGUCCAAAUGGAAGCUGAAAGAAAGUUCGCCGAGAUAGGCGCAGAACAUACCACGAGAGCGUCAAACCCCAAACCGCCGUGACCGACAUGCACGCGCACACAGUUUUCAGGCUUCUCUGCUGCUUCUUGCUUCCAAACUCGCUGCACUCGGCGCCCGCAGCCACUUGGCUGCCUCUAACAGACACUUUGGAGCGAGCCAGGAUGUUGGUGGACAAAAUCUCCAAAGACAUCCCGGCUGUGCACGGCGCCGUGGUCAACACCGAGGGUUUGACCCUUGACCUGUCCCAGCAGGCCGGCAGCCUGCAGAUGUUGGCCACCUCGCUGGGCAUCCCCCCCGCGCCGGUCCUCAAACCGCUGUCGGACAGCUUCACGCCGGACACCUGCGUGAGCCGCAUGGUAGAGGGCGGCCGGCUGUACCAGGGCCUGCUGGGAGUUUUAGCGGCACGCCUCGACGGGCUGGACGACCUAUGGACAGACCUGCGAGACCUGCUGACUCAGAUUGCCAAGGUGAGGGAAUUGGCCGGGUUGAGUGAGGUGGAAGUGGAGCAGAACCAAAGUGCGGACCUGGCCUCGCGUCUCCAUGGCAACUACGAGCUCCAAGUGGCGGUGCAUCUGACGCUGUGGCAACUGCGCUCCUUCUGUCAUGACAUGAUACGCAGCCUGAGAGCGCUCGCCACCUACAGGCCACCGUCCUCAGUUACACAGUAAACGGACCUGAUCAGACUCUGACCUGAGAGGACUACUUUUAAUUUGGCAGGAAAGCCGGACUACUGAAAGACUUCUCUGCUGCCCCCUGCUGGACAGAUAAGGUGGACGACGGCAUGCCAGCAGCCAUCUUGAACGUGAAUGUUAUUUAUGCUAUUUAUUGAUCCAAAAGCUCAGCCUGAGGAGCUACGAUGUUAGAAGUUUCAGUGAUUGACACUUCCUGUUCUUUCACAAUAAGGGCCUUUUAUUUCCAGUGGACGACAUAACAAUAAAUCUUCUCCAAUGGGGUCAAAAGUUAACAUUGGUAUCUUUUUUGUCUUCUGACCAUAUUUGGACAUCCCGGUCAGGAGGUGGUCAGUUCCUGCGCUGCUCCUGCUCCUUCCUGCGUUGUUUCUCCUUCUGUUUCUCCAUUUUGUCCAG
Molecule: messenger RNA, 1255 nt
Organism: Dunckerocampus dactyliophorus (ringed pipefish)
Lineage: Eukaryota; Metazoa; Chordata; Actinopteri; Syngnathiformes; Syngnathidae
Exons: 5
Coding region: 218-838 (206 amino acids)
Biological process (GO): macrophage differentiation; neutrophil differentiation; myeloid cell development
Cellular component (GO): extracellular region
Molecular function (GO): cytokine activity
Source: RefSeq, a predicted model, not a curated record